UCAAAAAUCAAUCUCACCUAAAAACAUACCCCUUUCAAUUUACCUAAAAUCAUUAUUUUCCCCACAUUUAUGGUCGGGUCAAUAUUUUUUAAGUAUUCGAUCUAUAUAUCUCAACCGGGAUUUUCUAGGAUUUUCUCAAAUGAUUUUUUUUUUUCAGAAAAGCCAUCGUAUAUACACAAUCAGUAACUUUCCUCAACUGGUUGAAGAUGAUCAUUCUCUCAGCCAGUAUAUCGCUUAUUCUCGGUGCAAUAUUUUGGGACACUCCUGCUUCUGAUCCUCAGCUAAUCCUCAACGACAGGCAGGGAUUCCAUUAUACUGUUAUGUGUGUCAUGUUAUGGCCAGUACUGUUACAUCUCACCUUGUCAGAAGUCAAUAGUAAUAGAAACACCGUCGAGAGGGACAUAAUGGAUGGACUAUAUGGUAGGACAACAUACGUAAUAACCAAGACAUUGUUGAACCUAUUUCCGUCUCUCUUCGUUUGGCUAAUUUACGUAGUACCAAGCUAUUCAAUGAGUGGACUGUUCAUGCAGAGCUUGAAUAACUACGACGGAUUCUACAUUUAUAUAGGUUUGAUGUUACUUUAUUUGAGCUGUAUUCAAAUGUUUGUGCUGGCGUUUAUUUACCUAGUUCCUUUGAAGAAUAGUUCAGCAGUUAUUGCGUCAACGAUUUCAACUGGAUUAUUUCUAUCUUCCGGCUACGUUUUACAUUUGAAAGAUCUGCCCUCUUAUCUGAAAUGGUUGCAGAAUAUAAGUCCCACAUCCUGGCUGCUACCAUUUUUAUUAAAUAGGGAACUCUCAAAAGAAGCUAUUGGGAGUCUUCACAAUACAGCAACAUUCUGCCGCAAUAAACAGAUUCAACAUCAAGAUAUAAUUGUUCAGUCUCCGUGUCCUAUAGCAAACGGAACCACUAACCUAAGAAAUUUUGGAUUUUUCAAAUCCGACAAUUUAGUUCCAGACUACAACAUUCCUGUGGCCAUGAUAGUAUUUUAUAUCACAUUUUUUGUAAUUGCUUGUGUUGCGUUCGUUACGAAUUGUUUCAAAAGUGGUAAAAGCUCAAAACGUAUGGGGAGGAACGAUGCCAAUAAACCUUGAAGUAAUUAAUAUUUAACUUAUAAUCGUAUCUUAUCUUGUAAUAUAUGAUGGAAUAAAACAAUACAUUUUGUUGAA
Messenger RNA from Leptinotarsa decemlineata (Colorado potato beetle), 1166 nucleotides. RefSeq names its product ATP-binding cassette sub-family G member 8. Gene Ontology annotation, molecular function: ABC-type transporter activity; ATP hydrolysis activity; ATP binding. The record is from RefSeq and is a predicted model, not a curated record. Gene Ontology annotation, cellular component: plasma membrane. Gene Ontology annotation, biological process: transmembrane transport. NCBI's taxonomy places the organism in Eukaryota, Metazoa, Arthropoda, Insecta, Coleoptera, Chrysomelidae.